AUGAAGACGCGGUUCACCCGACUUUCCACUUCGGCAGUUUCCGUCGCAAUUGGCAUGGCUCUGUACGAGAGAUUCCCCAUCGCUCAAGCCAUUCCCAUGACUGGCACGAGCCUCAAUGCACGGAAUGCUGUCUCACCUAACUUUGAGGACAUCUACCUCUCCAAGGUGACAGACAAGAUCUUCGGUCAAGAUGCCACCCACUAUGAUUACAUCGUGAUCGAGUCUGAGAAGGACCUCGCCAUUGCAGCUGCGCACCAAUAUGCGGCGGCAUGGACUUCUGGGGACGAUGAUCAGAUCUUAGUCGCCUUCGUCAAUGCCACCAUGGCCGGACACAUGAAGGAGGAGCAGGCAAGCGACAACAACUGGCUUUGCGGCGAACUCGACAGCGUCAUGCUUCCCCAUGUGAGCAAAUGUGCUGGUGUAGAGAAGCGUGACAUCGCCGUUGCUAUCGAGGCACGCUCCAAAUGGAGUUGGACCAGGUCCAAAGCACACGUCGCCACCAAUUUUGGAGUGCAGGUUCUCGCCGGAUACCUCGGUAAUUUUGCCUGGAAUACCUUUCCGGCGAGCCCAAGAAGCGUCUGCACCAGUGGCGCUUGCCUUUCAUGGGCAAAACCACUCAACGCCUUCUCUGGCUAUUUCGCUCAGCAACUGGUUCAAGAUGCCCUAUCCGCUGUCGAUUUCAACCAGUUCAGUGCUGAGGCCUAUGGCGGCGUAAGCGGUGUUGAUGUAUGUAUCAGCAAUCGCGCAUCAGGUUGCACUUAG
Messenger RNA from Ilyonectria robusta, 762 nucleotides. RefSeq lists its product as uncharacterized. The transcript has a single exon. NCBI's taxonomy places the organism in Eukaryota, Fungi, Ascomycota, Sordariomycetes, Hypocreales, Nectriaceae. Bases 1 to 762 code for a protein of 253 amino acids. The record is from RefSeq and is a predicted model, not a curated record.